GCAUAGAAAAGACAGAUUUCCUCUUUACCCGUGCCACUUCUGUUCGAACCAUUUCUAUGUCCCGCAGCAGUUUUAGUUUUUAGCUCCAUUCUCGCAGACAUGUCUCCACUAAAUUGCUUACAUGCCUGUCUUUUAUUCAUCGUGGCUGCGACCUUCGCCUCUGCUGACAAGCUGACAGCAGCCACUGUGUACUGGGACCCCGAUCACAAGCUUGUCAAGUUAAAGGAGGGGGUGAUGGAGGUCGAGGGGGAUGCUUACGGGUUCCUGAAUGACACCCUAUCCAGUACAGGCUGGAGCGUCCUUGAGAUCCGAGCAGGGUAUGGAGAGACUCCUGAAACGGAUGAGAUCACUUUCUUCCUGGCUGGCUACCUCGAAGGCUUCCUGACUGCCCAGCAGAUGAUGGACCACUACACCAACAUGUACCCGCAGCUGAUCACCGAACCAAAGAUGCUCGACCCAGUUCAGAAAUUUAUGGAGUGAGUCU
Messenger RNA from Pundamilia nyererei, 484 nucleotides. It is a transcript of the gene plbd1a, whose product is annotated as phospholipase B domain containing 1a. Bases 100 to 480 code for a protein of 126 amino acids. Gene Ontology annotation, biological process: phospholipid catabolic process. The transcript has 3 exons. NCBI's taxonomy places the organism in Eukaryota, Metazoa, Chordata, Actinopteri, Cichliformes, Cichlidae. The record is from RefSeq and is a predicted model, not a curated record. Gene Ontology annotation, molecular function: glycerophospholipase activity. Gene Ontology annotation, cellular component: extracellular region.